Molecule: messenger RNA, 991 nt
Organism: Mastomys coucha (southern multimammate mouse)
Lineage: Eukaryota; Metazoa; Chordata; Mammalia; Rodentia; Muridae
Gene: Pcgf1
Product: polycomb group ring finger 1
Exons: 9
Coding region: 52-894 (280 amino acids)
Biological process (GO): negative regulation of transcription by RNA polymerase II
Cellular component (GO): PRC1 complex
Molecular function (GO): promoter-specific chromatin binding
Source: RefSeq, a predicted model, not a curated record
UCCCGCCCCGCAGGCGGUACCGGAAGUGGCGGGCUGGGAUCAGCCUUUAAGAUGGCGUCUCCUCAGGGGGGCCAGAUUGCGAUCGCGAUGAGGCUUCGGAACCAGCUCCAGUCAGUGUACAAGAUGGACCCACUACGGAACGAGGAGGAGGUCCGGGUGAAGAUCAAAGACCUGAAUGAACACAUCGUUUGCUGCCUAUGCGCGGGCUACUUCGUGGAUGCCACCACCAUCACAGAGUGUCUCCACACCUUUUGCAAAAGUUGUAUCGUGAAGUACCUGCAAACCAGCAAGUACUGCCCCAUGUGCAACAUCAAGAUCCACGAGACGCAGCCGUUGCUCAAUCUCAAACUGGAUCGGGUCAUGCAGGACAUAGUGUAUAAGCUAGUACCAGGCUUGCAAGACAGUGAAGAGAAACGGAUUCGGGAAUUCUAUCAGUCCCGAGGCUUGGACAGAGUCUCCCAACCCAGCGGUGAAGAGCCAGCCCUGAGCAACCUUGGCCUCCCCUUCAGCAGUUUUGACCACUCUAAAGCCCACUAUUAUCGAUAUGAUGAGCAGCUGAGCCUAUGCCUGGAGCGGCUGAGGAAGUGUAUUAGGGAGGAGACAGAAAACGUGGAAUCCUCUAACUGGUGUCUGUUUCCAUCCAGCUCUGGCAAAGACAAGAAUAAAAAUGUCCUUCAGAACAAGUAUGUUCGAUGUUCUGUUAGAGCUGAGGUCCGCCAUCUCCGAAGGGUUCUGUGUCACAGACUAAUGCUAAAUCCACAACAUGUACAGCUCCUUUUUGACAAUGAGGUUCUCCCUGAUCACAUGACAAUGAAGCAGCUAUGGCUGUCCCGCUGGUUCGGCAAGCCAUCUCCUUUGCUUCUCCAGUACAGUGUGAAAGAGAAGAGGAGGUAGGGGCCAGGCUUGCUCCACCCCCUUCCCACCCCUCCCCAGAUAUUUAUGUGAAAUUAACUGUGGCUUUAUUUUUUGAAAUAAAUGCUUUUAAAAAGCA